Molecule: messenger RNA, 950 nt
Organism: Neopsephotus bourkii (Bourke's parrot)
Lineage: Eukaryota; Metazoa; Chordata; Aves; Psittaciformes; Psittacidae
Gene: DUSP29
Product: dual specificity phosphatase 29
Exons: 3
Coding region: 34-687 (217 amino acids)
Biological process (GO): protein dephosphorylation; negative regulation of MAPK cascade
Cellular component (GO): cytoplasm
Molecular function (GO): MAP kinase phosphatase activity; protein tyrosine/serine/threonine phosphatase activity
Source: RefSeq, a predicted model, not a curated record
UCCAGUUUCUUGCACAACCGAGAGCACUACUCCAUGGACAAGAUGUCAUCAGCAGGUUUGAAUGCUGGGAAGAAAAAUGCAUACAAAGCAAUGAAAGUAGAUCCUGAUGAGGAUUACUCCACCCCAGGUGCAUUUGAAUUGGAGCGUCUCUUCUGGAAAGGAUGCCCACAGUACACUCAUGUCAAUGAAGUCUGGCCCAAUCUCUACAUAGGAGAUGAGAAAACUGCACUAGAUCGCUACAGCCUUCAGAAGGCAGGCUUCACCCAUAUCCUCAACGCGGCCCAUGGUCAGAGGAACGUGGACACAGGACCAGAAUACUAUCAUGACAUGGCUGUGGAGUACCAUGGAGUGGAAGCAGAUGAUCUUCCCACUUUCAAGCUCAGCCAGUUCUUUUAUUCAGCUUCUAAAUUCAUCGAUAAUGCGCUUCAGGAUGAAAGAAACAAAGUUCUGGUUCACUGUGCUAUGGGUCGCAGCCGGUCAGCUACACUGGUCUUGGCUUACCUGAUGAUUUACAAGAACAUGACAGUAGUGGACGCCAUUGAGCAAGUGUCAAGACACCGAUGCAUUCUGCCAAACCGGGGUUUCUUGAAGCAGCUGAGAGAACUGGACAUAGCGUUGACACUGCAGAGGAGGAACACCAAAAACAGCCUACCAUCUGAAGAUGAUGAAAACAGCACCAAGAUCUAGUAUUGCUGCUGGCAGGGUUGUGCUGGAAAAAAAACUUCAUAAAAAUUAACUGUAGUUAAUUACAGUCACAAGAACCAUUUGCUAUUUGGAAGGAAAACCAAAGUAAUUUCAAAUACUGUCAGGAUAAGAAAGAAGGGAAGCCAGAUUUUAAACCCAUCUUUUUAGAAUGCUUAAGCCUUAGAAGAAUUCUUUUGUUACAUCAGCAAAUAAAUUUUAUCCUCUGUGAAAAAGUUUUUGCAGCACAAAAGCAGCACAACUUCAAA